This is a messenger RNA of Monopterus albus (swamp eel), 1349 nucleotides long. RefSeq names its product wiskott-Aldrich syndrome protein family member 3-like. Gene Ontology annotation, biological process: actin cytoskeleton organization; positive regulation of Arp2/3 complex-mediated actin nucleation. Bases 173 to 1198 code for a protein of 341 amino acids. Gene Ontology annotation, cellular component: cytoskeleton; lamellipodium; SCAR complex. The record is from RefSeq and is a predicted model, not a curated record. Gene Ontology annotation, molecular function: protein kinase A regulatory subunit binding; Arp2/3 complex binding. The transcript is spliced from 8 exons. NCBI's taxonomy places the organism in Eukaryota, Metazoa, Chordata, Actinopteri, Synbranchiformes, Synbranchidae.
GAGAAUCUCCGAGGAGCCGACAGGAGCCGACAGGUACCCUCCUCCUCUCCCUGCAUCCGUUCCCGGUGAGAGCACCAGAGGAUGAGCUUGCUUCCCACACCUCUGUGACGGAGGAGCCUCAGCAGAACGAAUCGAACGCCGAAGCAGAGUCUUCCUCAGCCAGCGGUCAGCUAUGCCAUUGGUGAAGCGGAUCAUUGAACCUAGGUUUCUGUGCCGCGGCACGCUGCCUAAUGGGGUCGCCAGUGAGCUGGAGUGUGUCACCAACAGCACCCUGGCCGCCGUCAUCAAACAGCUGGGAGGACUCAGUCGUCAUGCAGAGGACAUCUUUGGUGAGCUCUUCACGGAAGCCAACAGUUUCUACCUGAGGAUGAGCAGCCUGCAGGAGCGAGUAGACCUGCUGGCAGUAAAGGUCACACAGCUGGACUCCACUGUGGAGGAAGUAUCUCUGCAGGAUAUCAACAUGAGGAAGGCUUUCAGGAGCAGUACCAUCCAGGACCAGCAGGUGGUGUCACGGAGCUCCAUCCUCAACCCGGUACUGGAGAUGUACCAACGCUGUGACAAGCCCCCACCCCUCAACAUCCUAACUCCCUACAGGGAUGAUAAGAAGGAUGGACUGAAGUUCUACACUGAUCCCUCUUACUUUUUCAAUCUGUGGAAGGAAAAAAUGCUGCAGGCCACUGAGAACAAACGCAAAGAGAAGAGACGACAGAAGGAGCAGAAACAUGUGGAGGAGUCUUCAGGACGGGAGGUGAAGAAGGUUCGGAAAGCUCGUAACAGGCGGCAGGAGUGGAACCUGAUGGCCUAUGACAAGGAGCUCCGCCCAGACACUCGAGUAACACCAUCCCCUUACCACACCUCAGAUGGCUCGAUGUCACCUGACAGGUCGGGAAUGUCAGACAACCCUUCCUUCCCCUCCAGCCCCCACCACCGUGAUGGGAAUGGGCAUGAUGGGAAGGAUCACGUUGCCAUUGCAACCGGCGGAAGUGGUCAAACUCAGUCGUUAGACCGUGCCCUUCGACCUGCCUCUGCGGUCACUGUGGCAUCAGCUCGGCAGCACUCACUGGGCCGCAACCAGAUACACCACCACCACCACCACUUGCAGCCACUUGUCAGCUCAGCCAGUCAGAACGGAACAAGGAGCAAUGGCUCCAAGGAAGCCAAGUACACACACACACACACGUUUCCUGCAGCAGCAUAAAGCCUGCAGUGCACACUGGUAUGACUCUUUUUUGACCUUUGACCUCCAUCUCUCCUCAGAGAUCACCAGAUCCCUCCAGCCCCCCCGCCGCCUCCCCCACUCAUGCCAUCAGGUGGACAGAUGGCGUUUCCCAACAGCUCCGCCCACGCCG